Messenger RNA from Penaeus indicus, 1449 nucleotides. Its product is annotated as histone-lysine N-methyltransferase PRDM9-like. Gene Ontology annotation, molecular function: RNA polymerase II cis-regulatory region sequence-specific DNA binding; DNA-binding transcription factor activity, RNA polymerase II-specific. The transcript has 10 exons. Gene Ontology annotation, biological process: regulation of transcription by RNA polymerase II. The coding region runs from base 1 to 1449 and encodes 482 amino acids. Lineage: Eukaryota; Metazoa; Arthropoda; Malacostraca; Decapoda; Penaeidae. The record is from RefSeq and is a predicted model, not a curated record.
AUGGGCGUCUGGUUCGCCCACGCUCACAUUACAGCCGGGGGCGCCCACGCAGCCAAUGAAGACAUGGGACAGGUCAUGCGGAAGAUUAGCUCUGGCACCUGCACCACCCGAUCCCUGUCUGGCCUCGGGUCGGUCCCCGUGGGUGACUGGCCUCGACACAACUGGGGCUGCUACGAGCGACUUCGAGGCCCCUUCAGCCCCAGCAGAGACGUCGGGCGGAGCAGCAAGACGGUGACGGAGUGCAACUGGGUGAGAUUCCUGUGUGUCUGCGCCCAGUACACUCCGCAGGUGAACAUGGUGGCUACGCUCACGACACACACGGUUAUCACUUUCACGGUAACGAGGACCCUCCCCCCAGGCUCUGACAUCAUCGCCUACCUCUUUCAUCCCGAAGACCUGAAUUCCACGGGUCUUUACGCCUCUUUAGCUCCUUACACGGGUCAGCAUACCCUCCUAGGUGAUCCCAGUGCCAGUGCCAGAAGGACGUUCGGUACGCAGGACUUGGCACCGUGGCACUCGGCUGAAGCUCCUCCUCCUGUAGAACUGAGCGGCGCCUCUCGACUCAUGGUGGCCACAUCCCUGCAGAGGCGCGCCGUCGAAGCUUUAAUAGAUGACGAGCCGCUGGACCUCUCGCAGCUGCUGGUGGUCGGGCGCGCGCAGUCGGCCGACAGCGACGAGCGGCGGUCGGUGUCGUCCGAGUCGUCGCUCUCCUCCUGCGGCACCUCCGAGUCCUCGCAGGCGUCGGCGGGGGAUCCUUCGUCAGGCAGACUGACCGACCCCUUCACGCUGCAAGAGACCUUCGGCAGGAGCUUCGACGUCGGCACUCCCUACGAAGUCCCUGUCCCUCGCCGACCCCGAGAGCGGUCCCUUCUGCCGUGCCACAUCUGCGGGAAAAUCUUCGACCGACCCAGCCUCCUCAAGCGACACAUGCGGACUCACACAGGUGAGAAACCCCACAUAUGCGAAGUGUGUGGCAAAGGUUUCUCCACAAGUUCCUCCCUCAACACCCACCGACGGAUCCAUAGCGGUGAGAAGCCCCAUCAGUGCGGUACUUGCGGGAAAAGAUUCACCGCGUCGUCCAACUUGUAUUAUCACAAGAUGACUCAUAUUAAGGACAAACCCCACAAAUGCGGCGUAUGUGGGCGGUCCUUCCCAACUCCAGGAGAUCUACGGUGCCAUACCUUCGUCCAUACGGGGCAGUGGCCUCACCGGUGCCCUGUCUGCUCUAAGGGCUUCAGUAAGCUUACGAACUUGCGGAAUCACCUGCUGCUUCAUUCAGGUAAAUGGGGUGUGGUUGUGAAUGGAGUAAAAACGGGUGACACUGGAUCAACAAAUAAUGCAGCUCUGACUCAUGCCAUGCUGAAAUUGGACGUGGAAAACAUGAAAAAAUCAACUUUCGAAGCUCUUCAGAACAAGAGACAUGACAUUAUCCUUAAAAGGGCACAAUAA